Molecule: messenger RNA, 2919 nt
Organism: Labrus bergylta (ballan wrasse)
Lineage: Eukaryota; Metazoa; Chordata; Actinopteri; Labriformes; Labridae
Source: RefSeq, a predicted model, not a curated record
GGUUGCAGCUUUUAGAACCACCGACACUGAGAGAGGCUUCAUUCCCAGCCCCAAAGAUCCAGCCUGACGCAUCCAGCGCGAGAGAGAAACCCGACGUAUGCGCGCGUGUGUGUGUGUGUGUGCAGGUUUUUCUGAGAAUCCAGGCCAUCAGGACUGAGGAGAUAUCGGGCCCUGCGCAUUGGACAUCGCUUCUUUAAAUACAGACACGAGAUGCUGUGAGAUUUUACCUCUGCUCACACUCCUGGCUUUGACAAAACACCGAUAAACUCAACCCGAGUCGCCUUUUCUGAAACAAUCCUUCGGUCAUGCUGCGCACCUGCCAGACCUCCUCGCGCGGACCGGACUGUUAAAGAAAAGAAAACAAGAGAAAGGGCAACUUUUGGGGAAGAAGUUGCCGUUGAAGCGGGGGUUGGAGGGGGCAGACCACAAGUCCCUCCAUCGAGUAGAAUCACCUUUUUUUUCUUCACAUUUUCAUCCUUGUUCGGAAGGCGAAACGGCGACUUCAGUUGAUUAUCUGUCUUUCCUUUGCUAUCCAAUGGAUAUUCACUGCAAAGCAGACCCCUUCACAGCGAUGCACCUAUCCCACGUAGGGCACGGAGGUGUGAACCAGCUCGGCGGGGUGUUUGUGAACGGCAGACCCCUCCCGGACGUGGUCAGGCAGCGGAUCGUGGAGCUGGCCCACCAGGGCGUCCGGCCCUGCGACAUCUCCAGACAGCUGCGCGUGAGCCACGGCUGCGUCAGCAAGAUCCUGGGCAGGUGGGUGAAAGAUCUGCGGCCAAGCCCUGCAGCUGAGGCCAGAUACUACGAGACUGGCAGCAUCAAACCAGGUGUGAUCGGUGGGUCUAAACCUAAAGUGGCCACGCCAAAGGUGGUGGACAAAAUCGCAGACUACAAGAGACAAAACCCCACCAUGUUUGCGUGGGAGAUCAGGGACAGACUGCUAGCAGAGGGCAUCUGCGACAACGACACAGUGCCCAGUGUCUCAUCUAUUAACAGGAUCAUCCGAACAAAGGUCCAGCAGCCUUUCCAUCCAUCGCCUGAUGGGUCGUCCCUGUCGACGCCUGGCCAUACUAUAGUACCAAGCACAGCCUCUCCGCCUGUAACCAGCGCCUCCAACGACCCUGCAGGAUCCUACUCCAUCAAUGGGAUUCUGGGAAUUCCUCGAUCGAAUGGAGAAAAGAGGAAAAGAGAUGAAGAUGGUUCAGAUGGUUCUGGCCCACACAGUGAUUCUCAGGGUAGUGUGGAGAGUUUACGGAAACACCUUAGGGCCGAUGCCUUCACCCAGCAGCAGCUGGAAGCGCUGGACCGGGUCUUUGAACGCCCCUCGUACCCUGACGUCUUCCCUACAUCGGAGCACAUCAAACCUGAACAGGCUAAUGAGUACGCGCUCCCUGGCCUGAAUUCCAGCCUGGACGAAGUCAAGCCCAGUUUAUCCUCUAGCGCCAACCCAGACCUGGGCCCCAGUGUGUCGCAAAGCUACCCUGUAGGUCGAGAUAUGGCCAACACAACCUUACCUGGGUAUCCCCCUCACGUCCCCCCCACAGGCCAGGGCAGCUACCCGACCUCCACCCUCGCUGGAAUGGUUCCUGGGAGUGAGUUUUCGGGGAACCCCUACAGUCAUCCACAGUACACAACCUACAACGAAGCUUGGCGAUUCAGCAACCCAGCAUUACUAAGUUCCCCUUAUUAUUAUAGUGCCGCAUCGAGAGGCUCCGCCCCUCCCACUGCUGCCACUGCCUAUGACCGUCACUAGUUACCAUGGAAACCAAAUCAACCUGCAGGACCAUGGCCUUAGCCUCCAUAUUGCCCCGGUGUGAGCGGCAUGGUCCACUGGACACUGAGCAACUGCGCAUAACAUGCUCUCGGCUCAGACAAUGAGACACUUAACAGAUUUUUUUGGGACUCCAGACGACUUCUCUUCUCCCUCCAUGAAGCUUCUUUGGACACUCAAAGCCAAAAAAAAUCUACAAGACAGCACCAGAGACACUGAGAGUCGCUACACACUAUGACAACUGUUACUAAAUGCAGCUGGUUAAAUAAUAAAAUAAAAAAAAGACUGACAACAAAAUAAACAGAUUUUAUUUCCAUCCUGAAGCAGUGUCACAGUUUCAUCCCAUCAUGGAUCAAUACUGUACAUUCCUUUUCUAGACGGCUCUCAGCAGGGACCCUGUCCACAGCUUAAAAAUGUAGCAGCAGCCUUUUUUUUCCCCCCCCUUUCACCAUUCAUCCCCUCCUCGAUUCAGAUGGCAGCACAGUGAGAUCAGAGGAGAUUAGAAGCAGCACACUCAGGCUGUGGCAGGCUAACACUGUUUUUUUAUCAAUCUGAUCAGUCACCGACCAAACAUCCAGCAUGACUAAACCGAUCGCUUUUGAUGCCAUGAGAAGAUUAGGACAUGUUCUCUGUGAUACACAAUCAAGAUGUAAAAAUGAAAAUGAAAUUAAUAAAGAAACAUCUGUUGGGAAAAUAGAGGGAGCCAUGACAGUAUAUCAACAUGGCUUCUUAUUUGCAAGAUUUCAAGAAACUAGUAAAUAUAUUCUUAAAAUAAUUUUUUAAUUUCAUUUUUACAAUUCCUAACCUGCACACUGCUUGGCUAGUGUUUGACUUUUUCUUAUUUGUCAGGAUACGAGAUGUCAUCAGACUGUGUUUUUUUGUUUGUUAUUUUUGCACUAUUUUGGAGGUUUGCAACACUGGAGCGUUAUUAUGCUGAAAAAUGAUGAUGCAUAUUUUGCUUAAUUUCAUUGAUCUGACUGUAAGUCUAAUAAGUCUGCGUCUGAAAAGGCACUUAAAGCUUCACAGUUUUUCCUGUUGUUCGAGGCCCAUCAUGUUACUGCCUUGACGUGCACUACUAUGUUCUCACAGCUUAUGUUUUUAAUUUUAUUCGAUUAAGUCUUUGGCAUUCAACCCCAGAAAAAAAAAAA